AUGAGUAGUUUCCUCAGAAAGGGGGGACCCAGGUUCACACCCAAAGUCACUAAGCGGGAAAUCAAGGUUGACACUAAACAAAAAAAUGGAACUGAAACUGAGAAAAAAGUAACGUUUGAAGAACCCGAGAAGUCUGCAAUAUCAGAAGUGAAAGAACUACCAGAAAUAGAAAAUGUGAAAGCAGAAGUUAUAUCACAGAAAGAACAACAGGAACAAGCAAGACCAGUCGCUCAGCAAGAAAGUCCUAAAGUGAUUAAGAAGAAAGCGAAAGUGGGUGGAGAGGAUAAGGAAACUGAAUACGUUUUCCCUCAUACAGUAAUUCAUCAGGAAGAACUACAUAUAAAAGUAUCAGAUAGUCAGAUAGAACGAUCGAUGGAUCUUUCCAGAGAACUGCCAGAAAAGGCAAAAACAGCCACAGAUAAUAACUUUGAACCCCCCAACUCAAGAACCAAGAAGGGUUCAGAUUUGACAAAAUUCUCUUUUCCUCCAAGCAUCACUGGCGCAUUCAGGCAAAAAAGGUUACCUUCCAUUAGCUCCGGUUUGGGUACUGGUAUGCUACUGAAAAAUGCCUCUGGAUCUAACAAUAAAACCAGCUUCCCUCCCAAGAGUGUGCGUAUCCCCGAUAUACUGAAAACUAAGACAGAUAAGUCAUCAGCGGAAAACAUCAAGUUAUCUCAAUUAUUUGUCGAUGAAGCCGAAGAAGUGCAAGAGGAGAAAGACGAAGGCGACGACGUUGAUGACGAAAAUGAGGAUAUACACACUUCAAAACCUCCAACCAAAAAUAAAAGAAGGGUUAUGAAGGUAAGUGGAUCCUCCAAGCAUGCAAGAGGUGAGGAGGAUGAUGGUCAAGACUCGGAGGAACUCACUUCUGAUUCGGAUGGUACGCCCGGUGCGUCAAAGAAGAAACCUAUAACUAACGAACCGAACAGUAAACGCAGAAAAACGCACAGUAAGAAAGUUGCUAUAAUGUUUACAACUGAAGGUAAUAAACAACUAGCAAUGGUACAAAACAUCAAUGUGCUUUUGAAGGACAAGCGUUUUCUGAAGAAUGGAGAUUUGUCAAAGUUGCGCAUAGAUGAGAAUGUCAUCUCAUUGGCAGAGCUGUGCAAGCCAGCCCUGCCAAUCGGUGAAAUUUCCGAUAAUUUUGAAAUAGCCGAAGAUGCUCUAAAAUCCCGAAGACUGAAAUCUGCAGAAAGAAGAUUAAUCAGAGAAAAGGCAAGGGAAGAAAAUACUACUCUGGAAGAAGUUAAGAAGAAGAUCGAAGAAGAAAGGCUGAAGAUUGUACAAAGUAACAGUGAUGUUAAUGAACUUGAGGUCACUUCCACUGUUAAAAUUUUGGCACCAGAGGCUCCAUCUACAAAUUCCGUUAACACAGUGCAAUUGCAGAUUCAACAAGACGGUACAAUUGGUGUGGACUCUGAAUCACUUAUGUUAAACCGCCACAAAAAUGAAGGCAACGAAGACAAAGAACGUGAAGAAGAAAACAAAUUCAAGAAUCCAGUCAAUUUUGGAACGUACGGAAAGUUUACAUACAGUGAGCGAUGGUCGUCUGAAGAAACUUUAAGGUUCUACCAAGCGUUAGCGUCCUGGGGAACUGACUUUUCGAUUCUUCAACAAUUGUUUCCCUAUCGUACAAGAAAACAGGUCAAGAAUAAGUUUAAUUUAGAAGAGAGGAGGAAUCCUGAAUUGAUUGGCAUGGCACUGAUGCGUAAACUGCCCCCGAAUCUAGAAAAGUAUUGUCAGGAUACCAAUAAUAGUUUCAAGACUUUGGAACAGUACAACCAGGAACUGAAGGAACUGAAGGUGAAUCACGAAAGACAAUUGAAGGAGAUGAAGGAGCUACAAGAGAAGUCAAGAUUAGAGGACAUUGAGUCUCAGAGAUUGAGAGAAAUUGGCCGUAGAACUGGAACGAAGAAAGUUACCAGAGCACAGAUGAUUCAAGAAUUGCGUGCCAAUCAGACGGUCGUCGGUACCAUAGAUGACCGGUACAACUAUCAUGUAUUCCCCAAAGGAGGUUUGAACUCUUCAUUCACCGAGCAUGUAGUCAUUUACUCGCAGAUCUUGAAGCACACCAUGAAAUUGAGCUAUUUUGCUUUGUCGAUCGGAGUUUCCAUAUUGAUUGUCUCUCGGUUUCAGUUGGACGCAAGGUAUUCGAUUGGGUCUGUAAUCGGCCUACUCAUUAUGGCAAAUCACUUGUAUCAGUAUUUAAGCUUUGAAAUCAAAGAAUCACUGUUGGUUAUUCCAAAUACGGGUAUACAAAUAACUUCCACACGGAUCAACGAUGGUAUUGCCAGGAGCUCCAAAACAUUAGAUUCGCAUUUCAUUUCUAAUGAAUACCUCUCCGAUAUUGUGAUCAAUGAGGCUUUUCAAGGAAAUCAAGUUGUAUACUACAUGGUGGCUGUAACGAGGAAGAACGAUAAAAUCAAACUGCUGGUUAUAUUCCCAAAGCUCUUACCUAGACUAAACAUUUUGCAGAAAAUCCUCGCAAACGUAGGAAACCCAGUGGAGGUCAGCCAAGAAUAA
Komagataella phaffii GS115 is the source of this 2523-nucleotide messenger RNA. RefSeq names its product Essential subunit of RNA polymerase III transcription factor (TFIIIB), which is involved in transcri. Gene Ontology annotation, molecular function: TFIIIC-class transcription factor complex binding. Gene Ontology annotation, biological process: RNA polymerase III preinitiation complex assembly. Gene Ontology annotation, cellular component: transcription factor TFIIIB complex. NCBI's taxonomy places the organism in Eukaryota, Fungi, Ascomycota, Pichiomycetes, Pichiales, Pichiaceae. The coding region runs from base 1 to 2523 and encodes 840 amino acids. The record is from RefSeq and is a predicted model, not a curated record. The transcript is spliced from 3 exons.